UGGGAGACGGACAGAGAAGCAGGGGAAAGAGUAGUGCAGAUGGGGCUCAAUUUUAGUGCCUUAUUUGGCAAAAGUUGUGAAACUUUAUGAUGUGGUGAUGGCAGCGUGACAAGUGACAUGGGUGGAAAUUACCAUAUGGCUUAAGUACUGUGAUUCAGUCAGCCACAACACCGGAUGAGUCAAACUGCUGAUUUAUGGCUUUUAUGCAAAUAAAGAAGAAGCGGCUAAAAUUUGAUCCAGCAAAAAGUGACUGUCUGCACUUGGACAAUGACAGGAACGCUCCUAUUGUGGAUCCUCAUCCUAAAUGCCUCGCUCAAGCACUCAGAAAGCCAUGGACAUGACUUUGAAGAUGUAAAGGACUAUGAGGUGGUUCGACCUGUCAGACUUCACACAGUUAGAAAAAGACAUAUAGAGCAUCUCAGGCCAGAGACUAUUAAGUAUGCAAUGACAGUGGGAGGAAAAGACAUUGAAAUGCAACUAGAAAAAAAUAAUGAAUUACUCACAAAAGACUACACUGAAACUUACUACCAAGAAGAUGGGACUCAAGUCACCACAACUCCGAAUGAUAUCGAUCACUGCUACUAUCAUGGGAGAAUUGUGAAUGACAGCCAAUCAUCUGUUAGCAUCAGCACUUGUGAUGGACUCAGGGGUUACUUCAGAAUGUCUGCCCAGAGGUACCUGAUUGAGCCGCUGUCUGGCGAAGGGGAUGAGGGGGAUCAUGCGGUGAUGACUUUUGAUAACAAAACCUCCACACCUGCAGUGUGUGGUGUCACCAACACCAGCUGGGAUGCCGACUUUGAACCUCCAACAGGCCGGAGCCGCUCAAGAUCAGGGGGUAUCUCUAUUGUCCAGCAACAGAAAUAUGUUGAGCUCGUCCUUGUUGCUGAUAAUCGUGCGUAUGUGAAGAUGAAGCGAGAUCAGACAGAGCUGAGAAAGAGGAUAUUUGAAAUGGUCAACUUCGUCAAUAUGGCAUACAAGCCCCUGAGGACCUUCAUUGCUCUGGUGGGGCUGGAAAUCUGGUCCAAUGGUGACCAGAUUUCUGUGACCCCCCCAGCCGGGGCUAACCUGGAUGCUUUCAUGAAGUGGAGGAACUCUGAGCUGGUGCAAAGGAUAAAGCAUGACAAUGCACAUCUUAUCAGUGGUAUUGACUUUGAAGGCGCAACUGUGGGACUGGCUUUCAUUGGGACUCUUUGCUCAGGUCACUCUGUUGGAGUAGUACAGGAUCACAAUGACCGAGCCAUCGCCGUUGGAGCAACACUGGCUCAUGAGAUGGGCCAUAACCUGGGCAUGGACCAUGAUGACUCAAGCGCCUGUGCUUGUUCUGGUGAUAGCUGCAUCAUGGCUGCAGCACUCAGCUGGAAUAUUCCUCGGACUUUCAGUAGCUGCAGCAGCAACAACUACGAGAAAUACCUGACAAGCCGCAGCCCCAGCUGCCUGCUGGACAAACCACCCUACAGAACCCUGGUGGCUCCUUCAGUCUGCGGGAAUGGUUUUGUGGAGGAAGGCGAACAGUGUGACUGUGGCAGUGUGGAGGAGUGCAUCAACCCAUGCUGCAAUGCCACCACCUGCACCCUGAAGGAGGGAUCCCAGUGUUCUGAAGGCGAGUGCUGUGAGGACUGUAAGAUCUCGCCGCGGUCCAGGGAGUGCCGCAGGCAGCACGAUGAGUGUGAUCUGGCAGAGUACUGUGAUGGGCAGCGCCCCACCUGUCCUGAGGAUGUCUUUGCUGUGAAUGGCCUCCCAUGCGAUGGUGGCCUGGGAUACUGCUACAACGGCCAGUGUCCACAGAGGUCAAACCAGUGUCUCAAACUGUAUGGAUCAAGUGCUACAGAGGCCCCUCCAUCCUGCUACGACCAUAACACCAGAGGAACCUACUACGCCUUCUGCAGACGUCCCUCCAACGACCAGUUCUUCCCCUGCCAGCAACAAGACGUGUUUUGUGGGAAGCUGUUCUGCCAAAGCAGUAGUGAGAACCCAAACUAUGGCCGCAUGGUCAGAGUCGGUGACUGCAAGGCAGCUUUCUUUGCAGACUACACCCAGGACUACGGCCAGGUGGACACUGGGACUAAAUGUGGGGAUGGAAAGGUGUGCAGCCAGUAUGAGUGUGUGGAGCUUGACACAGCGUACAGAAAUACAAACUGUUCAGCAAAAUGCAGAGGCCAUGCUGUGUGCAAUCACAAAAGUGAGUGUCAGUGUGAGCCUGGUUGGAUGCCCCCUCACUGCAAUGUGAACGAUGGAGCUUCCGGUUCUCUUUCUACUGGAGUCGCUAUUGCCAUCGCAGUGACAGUUAUACUAGUGGUUUUAGGUGCCAUUGCUGGUGUGGUAGGAUUCAUUUGGAAAAAACGGCAAAGUCCCAUUUUGCCAACGGCACACCCCCCGAGGAAGCAGCCAGCAGUGGCCAGCUCCCCUCACCGCCUGAACAAAGGGCCAGUUCCUAGUCAACCCAUGCCAGUGCAGGCUGGAAGGCCAAAACCCAAACUAGCUCCACCUCCGCCACCUCCGGCAGGGAACAGACCGAAACCUCCAGGCCAGAACUACAUAGCUGCACGCCAGGCUCUGAGGCCAGUACCUCCGCCAAAGGCCUGACUUCCCUAAGUCCACUGUCCCCAACGAGUCAAGUUCCGGACAAGUUUCUAUUAAAGACUGCAGUUUUCUUUACUGCAGAGCUGUCUGAAGCAUGAUGGAGUGUUCGUGCCAGUGACGUGCACGGUGCAGGAGGGACAACGAGAGACUUUAAAUUGUUACUUGCAUGCCAUGCACUGAGGACUUGCAAUUACAGGGAUGAACUUUGGGGUUUUUUGAGGCACUUUUUUAUACUACUGGGUGAGUACAGCUCUGGCCCUGAAUGUGAGCCAUAUCAUUUUAUACAUGUUGUGUUGUUUUAUCACAUGGUACAGAAUGUGUAAAACACAUGCUGCAGACUGCAGUAAUUUGUUAAUAUUUUAUGUUGUAUUUUUAAGCCUAAAAUAUAUCCUAAACUGCUUUGAUUAACUUGGUCUCAAAUUUCUCUGGUGAAUUAUAGUGCAAACUAAUGAAAUAUUAAUGAUUUCAGAUGAAAACAAACUGUUAUUUCCACUCUAAAGUUCUGUAAUAUGCUACAUGUCAGCAUUUUUUGUUCAAGCAGUGCCUUCAUUAAAUGCUGUCAAAACUGUCAAAUGAGAAAAUGCAACAAAGGAAUAGAUAAAUGUUGGUGGUGAUAUUUUGUUAAGAGAUACAGUAGGUCUGUCAGAUUGUAGAUAAUGCCAGAAUCCAGUGUUAAGACAAAUAUACAGUACACUGUGUUAAACAAGAUCAAAUACAUUUCCAAUUAAAGCUAUAUUGCGUUGUUUCUGUCGCCCCCCCAUGAGGAUUAAAAAAAACAAAACAUGAUGGACUCUUCAGAAGAGGUCAUUAUCUUCACUCGAGCUUCUGCGCGGGAAAGUCACCGGACGCCACAAUCUUCUGAACACAGCCACACUGAGAAAUCCAGAGAGAGGUGUGUGGCGCUGAUAGUCUUCAUUAGCUUUGUAGCAACUCAUGUCAUAGUGCUUAUUGUCUCAAUUGAGUUCACUAUGUGAACAGGUACAUAAUAACAUAACAAAUAACUAAUUCAGGACUGAAGGUGGAUUUUUUUUUUUAUGUGGCAUGGCUUAAAGGGGGCAGCUUAAAUGUAGCAGCAUUACUAACCAAAUCCUUGAGCAGUGAGGAUACAAAGCAGCGGAAAGUUCAGUGACUAUUUCAGUACAAUUUAGCCAAUAUCUAAAAAAAAAACACUAUGUUACUGUGCUGUGUUAAAGAGGGCUGUAACCCAGGCGGCAGUAAACUUGAUGUCAGAAGGCCUCUGACUGAAUAUUACUCCUGUCCUCUGUGACAGCUUGCCCUUGAGCUAGGCAGACCCCAGCUCCAAGCAAGAAUGUCUAUAAUGUGUCACUUAAAAUGUUUUGAAAACAGAAAUGCUUGAUAUAAUUGAAUCAUGGGAAAUAAACCUUGUUUUGUACAAAUGCA
This is a messenger RNA of Perca fluviatilis (European perch), 3981 nucleotides long. It is a transcript of the gene adam28, whose product is annotated as ADAM metallopeptidase domain 28. The record is from RefSeq and is a predicted model, not a curated record. NCBI's taxonomy places the organism in Eukaryota, Metazoa, Chordata, Actinopteri, Perciformes, Percidae. Gene Ontology annotation, molecular function: metalloendopeptidase activity. Gene Ontology annotation, cellular component: plasma membrane. Gene Ontology annotation, biological process: proteolysis. Bases 268 to 2583 code for a protein of 771 amino acids. The transcript is spliced from 23 exons.